Meloidogyne enterolobii is the source of this 1316-nucleotide messenger RNA. The record is from the annotation of a GenBank genome assembly. NCBI's taxonomy places the organism in Eukaryota, Metazoa, Nematoda, Chromadorea, Rhabditida, Meloidogynidae.
AUGAAUACAUUUAUAACAAAUUUCAGAAAUAUACCACAGAUUUUACAAAAAACUAAAGAUUUAAUUUGUUCAUUAUCUUUAUUUAAUGAUAAAGAAAAUAUAUUUUUUUCUCAAAAAAUCCAACAUUUUAGUCAAUUAUCAGCAUUAAUUUGUAAUUUAUUUCAUUCAAUUUCAUAUAUUUGUUUAAAUUAUUUAAAUAAUGAAAAUCAUUCAAUUAUUUUAAAUAUAAUACAAAUAUUACCGAAUUUUAUUGAGGAAAUUUGGAAUUAUUUGGAGGAUGAUAAAUUGAUAAAUGUGAAGAAUAUUUAUGAAGAGUUUAUUUUUUUAUUUAAAUACCUAAUUUUAUUUUUUAGAUCAAUUUUAAUCUCUCGUUCAAAAUUACUUCAAUCUUCUUUAAAUGUUUUUUGUAUUUAUUACAAUUGUGAAUUUGUUAAUAAUAAAAGACGUUUACAAUUAAUUAUUGAAAAUAUUGAUAAAAAGGAAUUUAUUGUUCGUCUUGACAAUGAAAUUAAUUUGGAAAGAGAAUUUUCAAAAUUUAUUUCAAAUGGUGUUUGUACAGAAAAUCAAUUAGAAAUUUCGAUAAAAGCAAUUAAAAAUGCUUAUGAAGAAAAAAGAAAAUUAAUUAAAAAUUUACUUUUAAGGCAAAGAAUAUUAAAGUUUAUUGGAUUUCCAAAAGAAAAAUAUAUUUCUGAUCAAAUUCAAGAAUUAAGUGAAAUUAUGUCUGAUUUAUCUAAUCAACAAAUACAUCUUUGUCUUCGACAUUUUGGUUAUGAUAUUGAAAAAACAACAGAAGCUUUGUGUCAAAGAGAACAACUUCCAUUAAAUUUAAAAAUUUUAUUGAGAGUAAAAGAUAAUUUGGAGGAAGAUAAUUGCUGUCCAAAACAAGCUUUGGUUUCUGAUGAAAAUUUAGGAAAUAUUUCUGAUAUAAUUUAUUUUGACGAAAAUAAUUUCAAAAAAAUUCUCAAAGAAAUUGAAGAUUUAAAUGAAUUAAUUAAAUCAGAUGAAGCAACAAUUAAUAUUGAUGGAAAACUUUUUGCACCAAAAUCUUCACAAAAAGAUUUAUCAGAAGAUGAGCGUAUUGCAUUGGCAACAGCAAGUAUUAAAUUAGCUGAAAUGAUUGAAGAAAAAAAUUCUUAUUUUUGGUGAUGAUUAUGAUGAUGAAUAUAUUGAUACUUAUGAAAAUACUGAAGAAUCUAAAGGAGUUGAUAUUGGCACAUUGUGGGUAAAAACUUUCAAAAUUAAUAAUUUUUUGUUUAUUUUAAGUACAAUUGAUGAGGAUUUUGAAUCGUCUAGUACACAAAUUGGACGAAACAAUA